AUAAGAACCAUCAGUGUUGAUGGCAGAAGCACAUGUGAGCAGCAGCAGCAGCAGCAGCAGCAGCAACGACAACAUCAACACAGCAGCAGCAACGACAUCAGCACAACGGCAACGACAACAUCAGCACAGCAACAGCAGCAACGACAUCAGCACAGCAGCAGCAACGACAACAUCAACACAGCAGCAGCAGCAACGACAACAUCAACACAGCAGCAGCAGCAACGACAACAUCAGCACAGCAGCAGCAGCAACGACAACAGCACAGCAGCAGCUCAGUAACAACAAGUGAAGGUGGUUGAUCUUGGAAAAUAUAUUGCAGUAAAGAGCCACUAUCUGCAAGUGUUUGGUUAAAGUUUCCACAAAUAAGAGCAAGAUAAUGGAAGAUGACGAGAAGACUGUGCAGUUUCACGAGAUGGGGCUGGAUGACAGAAUAUUGGAGGCCAUUGCAAGAUUAAGAUGGAAAGAGCCGACCCUAGUCCAGGAGAAGGCCAUCCCAUUAAUCCUGGAGGGGAAAGAUGUUCUUGCUAGGGCAAGAACAGGAUCGGGUAAAACUGGUGCAUUUGCUAUUCCUGUUGUUCAUAAGAUUCUUGAAGGAAAACGGACAGCCACAGAACAAACUGUACAGGUUCUUAUUUUGGCACCAACUAGGGAGUUGUGUAAGCAAAUAAAAGACAAUAUAAGUCAGCUGACAGUUUUAUGUAAACGUGAAGUACGAUUUGUUGAUGUUUCUGAGAAAGUUCCUCUAGAAGCUCAACGUCCUCUCCUUGUAGACAAACCUGAUAUCGUUGUUGGAACUCCUAUGAGAGUUUUGGCUCACAUCUCUGCUGGUAAUUUGAAAGUCAAGGAAUCCCUCAAGUUCUUGGUAGUUGACGAAGCUGAUCUUCUGUUUACCUACAAUCACUCGAGUGAUAUUCAGGAAGUGCUUAAACACCUACCAGUAAUUUAUCAAUCAUUUCUGACAAGUGCUACUAUGUGGGAUGAUGUGAAGGAUUUUCAGAAGCUGGUCAUGAAUAAGCCUGUUGUCUUGAGGCUUGAGGAGCCACCAUUGCCAUCUACUUCUCAGCUUGCUCAAUAUAUCAUUAAGCUGGAAAAGAUUGACAAGAUUGUCCUUAUCACUGUACUUUUUCACUUGAACAUGAUCCGUGGGAAGACAAUCAUCUUUGUUAACACUGUUGACAAAGGCUAUAAGCUGAGGAUGUUCUUAGGACAGUUUGGAAUUAGCUCUUGUUUGCUUAAUUCUGAGAUGCCUGUGGUAUCAAGAUGCAACAUAAUAGACCAGUUCAACAGUAGCAAGUAUGAUAUCAUCAUUGCUUCUGAUGAACAGCACCUAAUAGCUCCAGAAAGCAGCAAAACUAAAGAAAAGCCAAGCAAAAGGAAGAAAGAUAAAGAAUCUGGCGUGGCUCGUGGUAUAGACUUCCAGUUCGUUUCCAACAUCAUCAAUUUUGACUUUCCUCUUACUGUAAAGGGCUACAUUCAUCGUGUUGGACGCACUGCUCGAGGAAACAACCAGGGUACAGCUUUAUCUCUGGUCUCUGUUAACGAAAUGAAAACUUUCACAGAAGUAAGAGAAAAGUUGAAGGAGCUGAUGCCCGAGGCUGAAUCAGUGUUCAAGGAUUUUAAGUUUGAUAUGAAUCAGCUUGAUGGUUUCAGAUAUCGGGCUCUGGAUGCUUGGAAACGUUGCACUUCAAUCGCUGUUAGAGAAACAAGGCAGAAAGAGCUUAGACAGGAGUUGCUUAAUUCUAAUAAACUAAAAAGUUUUUUUAAGAACAACCCAAGAGAUUUUCAGAUUCUUCGACAUGACAAAUCUAAGCAUGGAUUAACUCCUAUGGGUCACUUGAAGCACGUACCGGAAUACAACAUUCCUGUGAAGUUACGGAGAGUAUCAAGGAUAACUAAGAAGAAAUUUAACAAGAAAGUCUCAAAACUAGAAAUUGAAAAGACCAAAUUAAAAAGAAUAACAAAAACACAGAAGAAAUAUAUGAAAAGAAAAGCUGACCCUUUGCAGAGUAUGGAGUUUUCUGGAUUCAAGAAGCAGAAAACUUGAUUUUUUGUUGUUGUAAAUAAAGCAUUUAUUCUUUAAGCAUGGAACAUUUAUAUAAAACUGUGAAUACAACAAUUCUUGUAAUGCGUUAUUACAGAAGCUAAUAUUAGAGAUAAUUGUACAUAGGGAACACUAAUAAUUUCAACAACUUGACUGGUCAAGACUGCCGAGAUCAGAGAAUGGAGGAUCGAACCUCCAUCAUGAAUGAUCCUACAGAUUUAGUGCUUCAUGUAAUGUAACUUAUGUGGAUAUCUUGAUCAGUUUCCCCUGUACUUUGUAUAAGUAGGAGUAGUCAGUCUACUAUGUUGCUAUUGAAAAUAUCCCUAUACAUUUAAAUAGGAAAUGUAUAUAGAGUUAUAAUAAAAUUAAGCUUAUGGCUGGAUAUUACUA
Messenger RNA from Cherax quadricarinatus, 2431 nucleotides. It is a transcript of the gene Ddx56, whose product is annotated as putative ATP-dependent RNA helicase DDX56. NCBI's taxonomy places the organism in Eukaryota, Metazoa, Arthropoda, Malacostraca, Decapoda, Parastacidae. Gene Ontology annotation, molecular function: RNA helicase activity; ATP binding; nucleic acid binding. The record is from RefSeq and is a predicted model, not a curated record.